UGAAGGCGAACACAGCUCUGCGCAUGCGCACAGUGCAUAGCAACAUUCUAGGGCAACGGAGGUAACGAGGGGCACGUUCAUGCGCAUUUCUGGGACGAAAAGAGGCCCAGAGAUAAAUCAGCCCAACAGCCUGUAGGAAUCAUGGGGAGCGUGUUCCUGCCGGCGGACGCGGCCCACUCGGUGCUGCGGCGGCUGCGCAGGGCCAACUUCUUGCUGGAGGAAAUGAAGCAAGGCAGCAUUCAGAGGGAGUGCCGCGAGGAGGUCUGCACCUACGAGGAGGCUCGCGAGGCUUUCGAGAACGACGAGAAGACGAAACGUUUCUGGGAAGAAUACGUGCGGGAGAGCAGUCCAUCCGGAGGGCUGGAGACGGUGGUCGGAGGAGUCCACUCGCUCUACCUGAUUGUGCCGUUGCUGCUGGUCGUGCUCAUCAUCGUCGCGGUGGCCAUCACGGUGUGGCGCUGCCACUCCCGCAAGCGCUCGCAGCGCAGCCCCAGCCUGGGCCACUCGCAUCACGACCACGUCUUGUCUGUGGUCUCCAUGGACCAUUGGGGGAGGGAUUACCACCACGGUGACCAAUCAGAACUCAGCGUCCACAGCAGCCCAGCGUAUCCGGGCUCGGAGCUCACGUCGGGGAGAGGGAGCGCCGGAGACCCGCCGCCGUCCUAUGAGGAGGCCGUGGGCCAAUCCGACGUCCAGAUAGAGACAGAGCCGCCUCCACAGUACGAGGAUAUAGUCAACACCAAUGCUUCUAGUGUCAACGGUGGUCAUGGAAAGUAAACAUCGGCCUCACCACCACCCUAACAAAAGCCCUAAGCUACACUAAGGCCAUCUGAUUAUUUAGCAGUGUCACUAUUGUGGUAUCACCAGCCCUCCGCAUUCAACACAGAAACACUUCUGGUCAAUGGACUAAUGCAAUCUUUGCCGGACCCAGCCCUGUUGAAACUUUUCAUCAAUGAGGUGAGUUGAUAGCAGGAUGGAUAUUGCAAUACCACAACCAGCCAGCUGUGCUGAUCUUCCUCAAGUUGCAUUUAUGCUGUCACACUGUAGCAAAUCAUCUAACUCAUCAGGCAUAACAAGGUUCCUUGUGAUGUGAAAGAAAGAAAGAAAGAAAAGGGUUCUGAUUGCCACAGUGAAGGACGAGUGUAAAGGGGGUUGGAUCAAUGCUUUAUUGUCAUUAUUUUUCAGACGGCCUGUAGCAGAUAUUUUGCAACUAUUUAAAGGAUAUGUAUUCAAGUGGAUUGUUGUCGCGAAAAUAAGAAUUGUGUUUAGUGCAAGAAUAUUGUUUCACACGAUUCAGAAACGGCAUUUUAAAAACACCAAUUCCAGAGAAAUCAAAAUGUAAUUAAUGAAUUGUUGACCACUAUGGGGCAGAAAGAGAAAAACCUGCUUAUGACAUUUAAAGUGUCAAACUCUGCUGCUGAUACUUCAAGUCUCCCUUUGAAAUCUGGAGCACUGGCAUAUCAGCAAACGCCAAAAAUGGAAACACGAGUGCCAGCUCGGCAGUUUGUGGUUUUAUUUGAUUUGGACAAGGGGGGGGUGGAGAGGGAAGCCACAGGCAGAGGAGUGUGAGCCAGCUUGUUGCAAGGCAGCAAAUCUGUAGAGACUGCUGCUGUUGUUGUGCGUGUGCUGUGACGCUUGGCCCACAGGGGAAGAAUGCCACAAAGAGCGGCACCUGUUGACGCCCCAUAUUCAGAUUUCACGAUAGUUCUCCCUCAGUAAGACCUGGACUCUGUGACAAAACACAGCCGGAUCAAGUGGGCGGUAAAGAAAACGGUUUUAAUCUUGCAAAUAUACAAUUUGCACUAAUGAUAAUCUCAGCCAUCAUUGACCCUGCACGGACGCAGCGUUAUCCCUCAAUACGGGAUGUGUAUUUUCAUCCCAGCAGCUAAUACAAGCCCGACAUUUACGUUUUAACUUUGAUUUGGUGAGCACCUAAUGACUGGGUCUUUUAUCUUGUGAAAUACAAAAGAAUCAUUAAUGUACUUCUUGCGGUUUUGUGCACGGUGUUACUGGGGUUUGGGUUAUUGAGGACUGUAAAUACAAAAAAUAAUUUAACGUAAAUGGUUUAAAAUAAGGGGGGUAAAAAGGGAACAUUGAAACCCAGGAAUUUAUUAAAGCGGAAGCCAAACAGUCAAAACUGUGUUGAGCUACAAAUUUGGGUUUUCCGCAUUUCAAUCUGUCAUUUUAGUCAUUGUUUAUACCAAUAAUAUCAGGUAAUGCAGGUUUAAAUUGUCAAGUUGCCAAACUAGUGUGGUCCAACUUCUGUACUGUUUUAAUAUUCAACCCUUGACCAGCAGUAAAGUGUGUUGGGGGGUGGGGGGGGGGUGAGGAAAUGUGUGUUUAGUGUAAAUGUGUCAUACGUGCUUAUAUUUUGGUAAUGCAUGUAGCUUAGUCUGUACACCUGCGGGCGGAUUUGGCUCUGCACUGUUUGCUGGCGCAUCUCCUACUCUGAGCUGUGGAGAGUUGCUUUGACUGAAAAUCUCUCCCGAUUCUUUCCUUAAUGCAAAUAUGAGCACCUAGGAAAACGAGUCUUCUGCUGUUCCACUUUCACUAAAAGCCCACUGAUAAAUCUUUUAGAUGUACAUGUAAGUUGCGGAGGGACUUGCACACGAAUGCUGGACAGCGAGCCAUAUGACCACAAGCUUUGUGGGGGGGGGGGGGGGGGGAGAUUCUGUAUUUAAUAACACUAUGGAAAGAGUUCACACUUAGCAUGUCUUACGUACCCAUAUAUAAAUAUGUAUAGUCUUUACAUGUGAAAGUGAGAUAUGGUGAGAUUGUUUUUACUGCAUAGGAAUGCAGCCAUUUGCUAAUGGUGUGACUAGUAUACAGUAGGAUGUGGUUACAUUAAAGCUCAAUAUGGGCUGUUUGAUGAAAUAUAGGACAGUCUGGGUUGACAUCUUCAGCGUCACUCUCGGCCAUUACCAUGGCGACGUCGCUGUAAACCUGAAAAAAAAAAGUGCUCAUGCUCUAUAUGCAAUUUUCCUGCAUACAUUCUGAAAACCAAAAAUAUCUCUAAUGUUCAGAUACUGAUGAGUGUCACAUUUUGUCAGCUCACCGGGGAGCACUGAUUAUUAUUCUUUGUGAGCUGACCUGUGAACCUCAGCUCUAUGACCUUUGAACUACGCUGUGCUGGUGGGGGAGUUAAGCCUUCCUGUCUAGGUCAGCUGUUGUACUUGUAGAGCUCUUAUUUUGUUUUUUACAAUGCCUUAUUAAAAAAAACUAAAUGUUAUAUAACACUAAAUGCAAGAUAACUUGUUAUAAAUCCUUUAUGUGUGGAAUGUUGAAUUAAUUUGUAAUAAAAAGUGCUAAAUGUUA
Messenger RNA from Pungitius pungitius (ninespine stickleback), 3315 nucleotides. RefSeq names its product proline rich Gla (G-carboxyglutamic acid) 1 (gene prrg1). Gene Ontology annotation, cellular component: extracellular region. The record is from RefSeq and is a predicted model, not a curated record. NCBI's taxonomy places the organism in Eukaryota, Metazoa, Chordata, Actinopteri, Perciformes, Gasterosteidae. Gene Ontology annotation, molecular function: calcium ion binding. The transcript has 4 exons. Bases 142 to 777 code for a protein of 211 amino acids.